AAAACAGAAGAUAGAGGGAGUCUCGGAGCUCGCCAUCUCCAGCGAUCUCUACAUUGGGAAAAAACAUGGAGUCAGCUCCGGCAGCCCCCGACCCCGCCGCCAGCGAGCCGGGCAGCAGCGGCGCGGACGCGGCCGCCGGCGCCAGGGAGACCCCGCUGAACCAGGAAUCCGCCCGCAAGAGCGAGCCGCCCGCCCCGGUGCGCAGACAGAGCUAUUCCAGCACCAGCAGAGGUAUCUCAGUAACGAAGAAGACGCAUACAUCUCAAAUUGAAAUUAUUCCUUGCAAGAUCUGUGGAGACAAAUCAUCAGGAAUCCAUUAUGGUGUCAUUACAUGUGAAGGCUGCAAGGGCUUUUUCAGGAGAAGUCAGCAAAGCAAUGCCACCUACUCCUGUCCUCGUCAGAAGAACUGUUUGAUUGAUCGAACCAGUAGAAACCGCUGCCAACACUGUCGAUUGCAGAAAUGCCUUGCCGUAGGGAUGUCUCGAGAUGCUGUAAAAUUUGGCCGAAUGUCCAAAAAGCAGAGAGACAGCUUGUACGCAGAAGUGCAGAAACACCGGAUGCAGCAGCAGCAGCGAGACCACCAACAGCAGCCUGGAGAGGCUGAGCCGCUGACUCCAACCUACAACAUCUCGGCCAACGGGCUGACAGAGCUUCACGAGGACCUCAGCAACUACAUUGACGGGCACACCCCUGAGGGGAGCAAGGCAGACUCUGCUGUCAGCAGCUUCUACCUGGACAUACAGCCUUCCCCAGACCAGUCAGGUCUUGAUAUCAAUGGAAUCAAGCCAGAACCAAUAUGUGACUACACACCAGCAUCAGGCUUCUUUCCCUACUGUUCUUUCACCAAUGGAGAGACUUCCCCAACUGUGUCCAUGGCGGAACUAGAACACCUUGCACAGAAUAUAUCUAAAUCACAUCUGGAAACUUGCCAAUACUUGAGAGAAGAGCUCCAGCAGAUAACGUGGCAGACUUUUCUGCAGGAGGAGAUAGAGAGCUACCAAAACAAGCAGCGGGAGGUGAUGUGGCAAUUGUGUGCCAUCAAAAUCACGGAGGCUAUACAGUAUGUGGUGGAGUUUGCCAAACGCAUUGAUGGAUUUAUGGAACUGUGUCAAAAUGAUCAAAUUGUGCUUCUCAAAGCAGGUUCUCUAGAGGUGGUGUUUAUCAGAAUGUGCCGUGCCUUCGACUCUCAGAACAACACCGUGUACUUUGAUGGGAAAUAUGCUAGCCCCGAUGUCUUCAAAUCCUUGGGUUGUGAAGACUUUAUUAGCUUUGUAUUUGAAUUUGGAAAGAGUUUAUGUUCUAUGCACCUGACCGAAGAUGAAAUUGCAUUAUUUUCUGCAUUUGUACUAAUGUCAGCAGAUCGCUCAUGGCUGCAAGAGAAGGUAAAGAUUGAAAAACUGCAACAGAAAAUUCAGUUAGCUCUUCAACAUGUCCUGCAGAAGAAUCACCGAGAGGAUGGAAUCCUAACAAAGUUAAUAUGCAAGGUGUCUACGUUAAGAGCCUUAUGUGGACGACAUACAGAAAAGCUAAUGGCAUUUAAAGCAAUAUACCCAGACAUUGUGCGACUUCAUUUUCCUCCAUUAUACAAGGAGUUGUUCACUUCAGAAUUUGAGCCAGCAAUGCAAAUCGAUGGGUAAAUGUAUCACCUAAGCACUUCUAGAAUGUCUGAAGUACAAACAUGAAAAACAACAACAACAACAAAUUAACCAAGACACUUUAUAUGGCCCUGCACAGACCUGGAGCGCCAACACACUGCACAUCUUUUGGUGAUCGGGGUCAGGCAAAGGAGGGGAAACAAUGAAAACAAAUAAAAGUUGAACUUGUUUUUCUCAUGCAUAUGAUUUCCAUUAUGCCUACAGAUAUGGACCCUUUUUCUGUCUCAACUUCUCAAUCAUUGACCUCUGUUUACAACUGAAGGAGGGUACUAAAGUCGGAGGAUUUCCUUUUCUUGUAGCUCACUGCCCACAGACUUUCUGCAGAGUCACCAAUCUGUCGGUAACAACAGAGAGUCCAGCAAUAAUCGGUGACUGGUGUGCAUAGCGGAGGUUGCGGCAUUAUUUUGCACAACUUGCUCUCUGUUUCAUGAAGGAAGUUUUUAUGUUUCCACCGAUUAUUGCCAGUCAGCAGGAUGGCAUGAAAAGGGUCCAUAGCACUAGCAACAAUAGCAUUAUAAUAUAUUACAGGGUAAAUGGGCAUGAAGACUAUAUAUAGCUAAAAGAGAUAUUGUUUAUAUAUUGUUUUAAUUAAUAUAAAAUGUAGUUACUGGUGUAGCUUUUCCUGUUGAAUUGAUAAGGCACUUUCAUUUUGCACCUUUUUCUUUAAAUUAAAUGCUAGCGUGUUCACUGUCGUGUCGCAUGUGCACCAGAAACACAAGUUUAACUGAGAAGGCUUGGAAGGUACGUCAGGAGGUAUUUAUGCUGCUGUUUACAAAUUACUUUUAAAAGACUGGCUGGUCAUAUCUAGAAAUCACGAUGUGGAUUAUUAUUUUUUUUUUUUACACGUGAAUUCGGAAUUAGAACUCUACCUAAAUUAUACUUUGCUUCGUGGUGAGUUUAAGGAUAGAUGUGUUUAUGCUUCAUACAAAGUUGAAUGAUCGAUUGGUGCUAUGGACUUACACCAUCAUGCACAUUAUUUUUAAAAAAGCUUUUUUAAAUGCCACCUCAUGGAGGCAGGGGAGAGAGGGGAGGCUCAUUUUACACAAUUCUAUAGUUAUAUGGAGUCCAUCUCAACUUGGAACUCUUAAUGCUUUGAGAACAAAUCAGUAACCCAAAUAUUUAUUGGAAUUCAGCUUUUAUUAUAAGAAGGACCCAAAGAUUAUAUCUGGAGCAAAUACACACUCCCCAUGUGAGGACAUGAAGCAUUUACUUUGUGAAUGAUUAUGUUCUUGGUAUAAUCUAGGAACCCUAAGAGGAUAUCUCAGAGUAAACUAGUUCUAGACUAGCUGCCUCUAGAUGCUAUAAUUCUAGAAUAUUGCUCUCCAUAGCUCACAGACCCUGGAUAGAGGGGCGAGAGAGGCAUGCAAUGCAGAACCAGUUUCUCUUACUUAAAUAUGAAAUAUUUUAAGCAUUCAAAGUGAAGUUGAUGUUAAGCUGCAAACAUUUACUCUUGUAUUUAUCUUCACUAGAAAACUGUGGACUGUAAUUUAUUUUAUUAAAUAUUUAGAAGAUUGUUUGGGUUUUGUGUUCAGGUGAGAAAUAUUGAAUGUUCUUGUUUAAUUUCAUGUUUUGGGGGGUUUUUUAUUUUAAUAAUUCCCAGGGGGGAAGGGAAAAUGAACAGUCUGAUAUACAGGUGUGCAUAUUUGAAAAAAUAAGUGCCCUUUGGAAAUGUAGGCAUUUAGAAGAUGAUUUUAGUCACCCUGGGGGUAGGAUUCAAACUUGUGGUCUGACAUCAAAGACCACGUUUGUACAGAAAAGGAAAUAUCUUCCCAUAGCAUAAAGGUGGGAGUGUCCAGGCAGCCCUUUAUAGCAAAGAAAGUGUCUCUACCACCAGGGUCCCUCCUGAAUCCUGAUGCCCCGUGGAUAACAGCAUGGGCUUCCCAGAGCCCGAUCCUCUGGCUUUAACUCCACUGAUUUUCUGACUUGUUUCCUGAGGGAUUUGGAGAAGAGGAAGGGAUUAUUCACACAAAAGUGUGUAUGAAGCCUAAAUAACAUCUUAAAUUUUGUUUUCAAAAAUAUAGUAAGGGUUUAACCAUAAAUAGAAGACGCAAGUAAUAUUUACUUAAAUUUCUUACAAGUAUAUAAAACUUUAUGUGAGUGUUUAUACAGAGAGGUUAACUAUCAGCAUAUAGUAUUUAUAUUUGGGCAAGAAGGGUUAAAUCAAAAUUUUAAUUUAAAUAAGCAUAGUUCCUGUAAGGAUCAAUAGUAUUUAUACUCUGAAAAGAGUACCACGUUUAGUUCAGUUAUUUAUUUGUCCAUCUUUUUUCCUAUUAUUUCUCUUGUGGGGGAAAAUGGUAUGGUAUUGUUUUUUGGGGUGGUUUUUUUUUUUGGUCUGUUUUUUGGCUUUUUGUCAUUCUGAUUCACUAAAUUUGGGGGUGGUUUGAUUAAAGUAUAUUAACUUCUUUUUAACCAAAGCUUUCUGAAUAUGACCAGCCUCAGGUGCUAGCGCAUUAAAGAGCAACUAAACCUAAUUCCAGUGUCCACUUGUGAAAUGAAAAGAGCUAAUUGAACUUCUCUAAGGGUGAGAGAGAGCAUAAUGUUGAGCUUAAAAGAAAUUCCUUUUCCCAGAAGGGAUUUUGCAUGUACCAAAUGCAAAAAAAAAAAAAAAAAAAAUGAUGCUUAAUCUCAAUAGUAGUCCCACCAUGGUGACAUUGCUUUUAGAGUAAACCAAGA
Prionailurus viverrinus (fishing cat) is the source of this 4328-nucleotide messenger RNA. RefSeq names its product RAR related orphan receptor A (gene RORA). Gene Ontology annotation, molecular function: RNA polymerase II cis-regulatory region sequence-specific DNA binding; nuclear receptor activity; zinc ion binding. Gene Ontology annotation, cellular component: nucleus. Lineage: Eukaryota; Metazoa; Chordata; Mammalia; Carnivora; Felidae. Bases 66 to 1637 code for a protein of 523 amino acids. The transcript has 11 exons. The record is from RefSeq and is a predicted model, not a curated record. Gene Ontology annotation, biological process: negative regulation of inflammatory response; regulation of transcription by RNA polymerase II.